This is a messenger RNA of Capronia coronata CBS 617.96, 2793 nucleotides long. RefSeq names its product STE/STE20 protein kinase. Lineage: Eukaryota; Fungi; Ascomycota; Eurotiomycetes; Chaetothyriales; Herpotrichiellaceae. The coding region runs from base 1 to 2793 and encodes 930 amino acids. Gene Ontology annotation, molecular function: ATP binding; protein kinase activity. Gene Ontology annotation, biological process: protein phosphorylation. The record is from RefSeq and is a predicted model, not a curated record. The transcript has a single exon.
AUGGCUACCCUUCGUCCCGAUUCUGCUGCGGCCAUGAACGCUCAUCGUCGUGAGGCGGUGCGACUUGCAGAGGCCCAACAGCAAGCAGUGGUGGAAAACUGCAAGAGAGCAAAACUACCUGAACCAGAUUACAAUUUUGAUGAGUUGAUCGGCAGAGGUAGUUUUGGAAGAGUGUACAAGGGUCACCAACGUUCUACCAACAAGGUCGUCGCCAUCAAGGUGAUCGACAUCGACAAGGCCGAUUUCAGCACACAUGGCGACAUGCGUGAUGAGCAAAUUCGCGAUUUCAAUCGAGAGAUCCGGAUCCUGAGGCAGGCACAAGAAAGUGGCGCUCAGAACCUCAACCAGAUCAUUGAAGCCUUGCCUGUGCACAGUCAGUUGUGGAUGGUCUGCGAAUUCUGUCCUGGUGGCAGUGUCAAGACCCUGAUGAGAGCCACAAAUGAUCGCCUUUCUGAGCGAUACAUCGUUGUCGUUGCAAGAGAGCUGGCCAAGGCUUUAAAAGGGCUUCAUGCUGCCGGCAUCCUACACAGGGACGUCAAGGCUGCAAACGUACUCAUCCACCAAGAAGGCCGUCUCGAACUUUGUGACUUCGGUGUCUCAACCGUACUUGACACACAGACUGAUAAGCGAAAGACAUUCAUCGGAACUCUACAUUGGAUGCCCCCAGAACUGUGGACCGAAAACCCAGAAUACUCCGAUGAGGUUGAUGUAUGGGAGUACGGCUGUACUCUUUACGAGUGCGCUGUUGGACAACCUCCAAAUGCUGAUCUUCGCGAACGUCAACAACUCAAGGUGAGAAUGAGACGACUCAAACAAGCAAUUACUCUUCCCGAGAAUCAAACAUUCAGCGAUGGACUUCGUUCACUCGUUUCCUCCACACUCAGCCCUGAUGUCGCCUCACGACCGUCGAUGAAGGAUGUCCUUGAAUAUGACUACCUCAAAGACACCGAAGAAACACACCCUACUCACAUUCUCACCGAACUUGUCGAAACCUACUACGCGUGGGCUAUGGGCGGUGGUCAGCGAGCCUCGUUAUUCAUGCCUGGAGGUGCAGCCGGUGCUUCGACACUUGACCCCAGCGAUGAUGAUACCGAUGAGGAAUGGAACUUCAGCAUGAGCCAAGACUUCCAACGACGCGCAUCCGCCAUUUUCGAAAAUCCCGACCUCUCCGCAGAUGAAACCGUGGAGGGUGAACAAACACCCAAAGGCGCAGCAGGAUCUGUCGACCUGACCACUCCAAAGGAAAUGACCGCGGUAGAAAAGGCGAACUUCGAAGCCCGCGUUCAGCGUGGAGCCGAUCUGUCGAACAUUUUCGAUCAGAGCAAACCCGCUUACGAUUACAAGAUCAAGAAUGACUUUGUUCCCAUCCCCGAACAGCGCCGGAUCUCAGACCUCCCCUUCAGAGUGAUGGCUGAAGACAGACCAAGCUCUAUCGCGUCCAACGUGAUUGAUCUAGGCGACUUUGAUGAAUCAGAUUACGCCGUGGCAGCAACUCCCAGAACAGAUGACAAGAUCCAAACCGCAUACGCCGGCACACCCAUGAGGGAAGAAACCAUCAGACUUGCUGACGCAUCUACUUUGCGAGAAAAACGAGCAAAUUCCAAAGGUCCUCGAGAUAGUUCCAACCAGUCACUCACGGCUCGAAGAACCUCGUCGGCAGAGGGCCUCCCUCCAACCACAGCAGCACACGACUUUGCCAUGUCACAGGAAGAGUGGACAGUGAAGGACCGAACCAAAGCUCCCGAAUUACAAGAACCUGCUGAAAUCACGUCCUCUCGCCCCGGUCAUGCCACAAUGGACUGGUCAUUCGCUGCUGCGAUGUCCGAGGCGGCGAUUCCAACAAUCAAUGAGCCGGAACAAGCUCAUGACGAGGAGGUCGGCCCGUCUUCCGCUGGAAACGCCGCAUUCGAACAAAAGACCAAGAAGCACGCCACGAUGGAUUGGUCUUUCACCCAGGCGAUGGCCGAGGCAAGCACCAGCGAUGCAGCCAUUGGCCAACCGGCCGAGCUGAACUCAUCGCCUCCGACGCGCCAGCAAGUGCCGUCGUCUUCUCCGCCCUCGCGGCCAACGCCGACCCGACCGGCCCCGCUCCUUCGGCAGAUGACAAUGCCGGUGACAAUUGACGAUUUCGCCCAGGCCGAGGAGCAAGAAAUCCCACGGCCGUCAACUGCGCUCUCCGAGGCGUACAGCGACAUCAGCACGGCGUCGACGGAUGUCGACCCGUUCGGGCUGGAGCGCGACGACGACGACGACGAAUUCCCGGGGGCCUCGACUCUCGAGGAAGAUGCCGGUCCCUUUGGCGUGGGCGGCUUUUACUCCGGCAGAGGCCGAACCAUGGGUGGCACCCGCAGCCAAUCGGCGUCAACAACGGCGUCGGGUGUUGGUGCUGGCCCUGCGCCAUACAGCCUCGGUCGGCCUUUGAGGGUCGACGAGGACGGCUUCCCGGGUCUGUCGGCGUCCUCUGGCGCACGACAUGGCCGCAAUUCGUCGGCGAUGCCGACAGCCGUUGCUGGUGGCGUGGGUGUUGGUGUUGGUGUUGGUGUUGGUGUUGGGGUGGGUCCCGCCGGUGGCCGUCCGUCCGUCGACGUUCCCCCGGCGUCUCCGCCCAGCGGUGUCGCGUUGAGUACGGCUGCCUCUUCUUCCGAGGUGGAGGUCGAGCUCACGCGCCUGCUGGAGGGGAUGCAGGGGACGUUGAAUGCGGCGAGGGAGGUCGUCGGUGGGCUGGUGGUGGGGAGGAGGGGCGCCGGGGCCGGGGGAGGGGAGAGGGAGAGUGAGUGGGAGGAUGAGGAGUAG